AUGCCAGUUGGUGGAGACAGUCCAAAGGACCAAAACUCGAACAAAGCCGCAUGGCUCGACUACGACGAUGCAUUGAACGGAGAAUGGUCAUUCAAUAUUGAGCCAUCUUUCAUUGCCAGCGAGACCAUCAACAAUGAGGACGAUAAGACGAACAUUGGAGAGACUUCGAUUUUAAUCGAGAAAACGUCGUAUGAGGAGCUGGUUGCCACGUGUGAUGCGAUGAAGGUUCAGAUGAAGGAGUUGGAGGAGAAACUGGAGGAGAAGAAGAAAGAAGACGAGGAGAAGGAUUUGAAGAUUUCGAAAUUGGAAUCUGAAAUUUGCGAGCUGAAAGAGGAGAGCUAUAAAACAGACGAGCAGAUGGAUGAUUUGUUCUCAAGACUCAUGAAUAUAUUGGGAGUUUUAGAGAGAAGAGAGACUGAGAAGAACAAGAUACUGGAAGAGAAAAUGGAAUUAGAGGAAAAGCUGGAAAACGCCAAAAUUGCUCUGCAACAAAUCGAUGUCUUCUUUAUCAAAAUCAAGUCAAAUCAUCAGCAGAUAAUGGAGAAGCAGGUAACAAUGAUGGAAUCUGAGAAGAAUGCUCUUAUGAGCGAGAUGCUCAAGCAGCAAAUGCUCUACACUUUGACUACGGAGGGUUGGACACAGAAAUGGGCGGCAUGGAACGCUGAAAAAAGAAAUCUCCAGGAGAAAUUGGCCGAGAAAGAUCGAGAAAAUGAAAUGCUACAAGCCGAAGUCGACAUGGAAGAAGUCUCUGGAAUGCUCAAAAUUCGCAAACUUCAAAACCAACUGACCCAGAAAGACGAAGAGAUCCAAACCGUAAAUCGCAAGUACAGUAAUCUCAAAAAACGAGGAGUCCAAAUGCUUGAAGAGAAGAAUCAGGACAUCAAAAAAUUGCAACGAGAAGUAGAGGAUCAGAAAAAGAAGUUGGAGGAGCAAAACAAUCAGUUGGAUGAAUUGAAGAACAUGAUCAAACAAGAAUCCGAAAAACGAAAAAGGUUUGAGAAUGAGAUGAAGGCGGCUGAAAAGAUCGUGAAGGAUGCAUGGAGAGAGGAAAAGAUGACAAGGAAGCUAACGGAACAAACGUGUUUGAAAGAGAAGACUGAGAAGAUGGCUCUGCAAGAGAAGGUAAAGGAAUUGUCUGCAAAAGGAGUCGUUGUCCACAAAAUUUGUCCAAAUUCUGAGCAUAAUAUUCUGGUCCAGCGAAUCGAUGUUCUUCAGCGCCAACGCGAUAUUCUUGUUGAUAGUAUCACUCAACGCGACGCUGGCUCGGAGAACACCAUCAAAUAA
Caenorhabditis briggsae is the source of this 1284-nucleotide messenger RNA. Lineage: Eukaryota; Metazoa; Nematoda; Chromadorea; Rhabditida; Rhabditidae. The record is from RefSeq and is a predicted model, not a curated record. Bases 1 to 1284 code for a protein of 427 amino acids. The transcript is spliced from 4 exons.